This is a messenger RNA of Peromyscus californicus insignis, 6547 nucleotides long. It is a transcript of the gene Erbb3, whose product is annotated as erb-b2 receptor tyrosine kinase 3. Gene Ontology annotation, molecular function: ATP binding; neuregulin binding; protein tyrosine kinase activity. The transcript has 30 exons. Lineage: Eukaryota; Metazoa; Chordata; Mammalia; Rodentia; Cricetidae. Bases 436 to 4455 code for a protein of 1339 amino acids. Gene Ontology annotation, biological process: positive regulation of cell population proliferation; multicellular organism development; cell surface receptor protein tyrosine kinase signaling pathway. The record is from RefSeq and is a predicted model, not a curated record. Gene Ontology annotation, cellular component: signaling receptor complex; basal plasma membrane.
UAAGACACCAAGAACCUGGAAGCACCCCAUCCAGACACCGACCAUUGGAAACAGUGACACUACCUCGAGCCAAGAACUGAGACGGUACCUAAAUGCGUUUGCCGAGAAAUCGUGACCUGAGUACCAUCCGCCAACCACAUGUAAAAGUGGAAAAGAGAUAACUGACUCCAUGAAGCUAUCUCCCGGCUUCCAUGCACGCGCAAAUGGUAGCACGCACGCGCGCCCCACAUACACACGACAGACACCCUCCCCUGCCGUCCCGCUCCGGACUCCGACUCCCGGCUCCAGUUGCAGAUUGCAACCUCCGCGGCCGCCGCCGCCGCCCCACCGAUUCCCGCGGGCUGCUCAGGUGGCUGUCGCUUCGAUGUCCUCCUAAUCCAGGGCCCCCCCCCGGGCCAGACUCGGCUGGGACUCCCUUCACCCUCCGCUGGAAUCAUGAGGGCGAUGGGGACGCUGCAGGUGCUGGGCUUCCUUCUCAGCCUGGCCCGGGGUUCCGAGAUGGGCAGCUCUCAGGCAGUGUGUCCUGGGACUCUGAAUGGGCUGAGUGUGACUGGUGAUGCUGAGAACCAGUACCAGACCCUGUACAAGCUGUACGAGAGGUGCGAGGUGGUGAUGGGCAACCUUGAGAUUGUGCUCACGGGACACAACGCCGACCUUUCCUUCCUGCAGUGGAUCCGAGAGGUGACGGGCUACGUCCUCGUGGCCAUGAACGAAUUCUCUACACUACCCUUGCCUAACCUCCGCGUGGUACGGGGAACCCAGGUCUACGAUGGAAAGUUUGCCAUCUUUGUCAUGUUGAAUUAUAACACCAACUCCAGCCACGCUCUGCGCCAGCUCCGCUUCACUCAGCUGACUGAGAUUCUGUCCGGGGGUGUUUAUAUUGAGAAGAACGACAGACUUUGCCAUAUGGACACAAUUGACUGGAAGGACAUCGUGAGGGUCCAAGGGGCUGACAUUGUGGUGAAGAACAAUGGUAGAAACUGUCCACCCUGUCAUGAGGUCUGCAAGGGGCGAUGCUGGGGGCCUGGACCAGAAGACUGCCAGAUAUUGACCAAGACCAUCUGUGCUCCUCAGUGUAACGGUCAUUGCUUUGGGCCCAACCCCAACCAGUGCUGCCAUGACGAGUGUGCAGGGGGCUGCUCGGGACCCCAGGACACAGAUUGCUUUGCCUGCCGACACUUCAAUGACAGUGGAGCUUGUGUGCCCCGGUGUCCGCAGCCUCUUGUGUACAACAAGCUAACGUUCCAGCUGGAACCCAACCCCCACACCAAGUACCAGUACGGAGGCGUCUGUGUUGCCAGCUGUCCCCAUAACUUUGUGGUGGAUCAGACAUCUUGUGUCAGGGCUUGCCCUCCUGACAAGAUGGAAGUAGAUAAAAAUGGACUCAAGAUUUGUGAGCCUUGUGGAGGGUUGUGCCCUAAAGCCUGUGAGGGGACGGGCUCUGGAAGCCGCUUCCAGACUGUGGACUCUAGCAACAUUGAUGGGUUUGUGAACUGCACCAAGAUCCUGGGCAACCUGGACUUCCUUAUCACUGGCCUCAACGGAGACCCCUGGCACAAGAUCCCUGCACUGGACCCAGAGAAGCUCAACGUUUUCAGGACAGUACGGGAGAUCACAGGGUACCUAAACAUCCAGUCCUGGCCUCCUCACAUGCACAACUUCAGUGUUUUUUCCAACCUGACAACCAUCGGGGGCAGAAGCCUCUACAACCGGGGCUUCUCCUUGUUGAUCAUGAAGAACUUGAAUGUCACGUCACUGGGCCUCCGGUCCCUGAAGGAGAUCAGCGCUGGGCGAGUCUACAUAAGUGCCAAUCAGCAGCUCUGCUACCACCACUCUCUGAACUGGACCAGACUGCUCCGGGGGCCUCCGGACGACAGGCUUGAUAUCAAGUAUAAUCGGCCUCGAAGAGACUGUGUGGCAGAGGGUAAAGUGUGUGAUCCACUGUGCUCCUCUGGGGGAUGCUGGGGCCCAGGCCCUGGUCAGUGCUUGUCUUGUCGAAAUUACAGCCGAGAAGGUGUCUGUGUGACUCACUGCAACUUUCUGAAGGGGGAACCUCGUGAGUUCGCUCACGACGGUGAGUGUUUCUCCUGCCACCCCGAGUGCCUACCCAUGGAGGGCGCCAGCACAUGCGAUGGCCCGGGCUCUGACGCUUGUGCUCGAUGUGCCCAUUUUCGAGACGGGCCCCACUGUGUGAACAGCUGCCCCCAUGGAAUCCUAGGUGCCAAGGGUCCGAUCUACAAGUACCCAGACGCUCAGAAUGAAUGUCGGCCCUGCCAUGAGAACUGCACCCAGGGGUGUAAGGGACCAGAACCGCAGGACUGUUUGGGACAAACAGAGGUAUUAAUGAGUAAAACUCAUCUGGCAAUGGCUGGGAUGGUCGGACUGCCUGUGGCUCUCCUGAUUCUGGGAGGCUCCUUUCUCUACUGGCGUGGACGCAGGAUUCAGAAUAAAAGGGCUAUGAGGCGCUACUUGGAACGGGGUGAGAGCAUCGAGCCUCUGGACCCCAGCGAGAAAGCAAACAAAGUCUUGGCCAGAAUCUUCAAAGAGACGGAGCUGAGGAAGCUUAAAGUGUUGGGCUCUGGUGUCUUUGGAACUGUGCACAAGGGGGUUUGGAUCCCUGAGGGUGAAUCCAUCAAGAUUCCAGUCUGCAUUAAAGUCAUCGAAGACAAGAGUGGGCGCCAAAGUUUUCAAUCUGUGACUGAUCAUAUGCUGGCCAUUGGUAGCCUAGACCAUGCCCACAUUGUACGGCUUCUGGGACUAUGCCCAGGAUCAUCUCUGCAGCUUGUCACACAAUACUUGCCUCUGGGCUCCCUCCUUGACUAUGUGAGACAGCACCGUGGGGCCCUGGGGCCUCAGCUGCUGCUCAACUGGGGAGUACAGAUUGCCAAGGGUAUGUAUUACCUGGAGGAACAUAGUAUGGUGCACAGGGACCUCGCUCUCCGGAAUGUGCUGCUCAAGUCACCGAGUCAGGUCCAGGUGGCAGAUUUUGGUGUGGCUGACCUGUUGCCACCGGAAGACAAGCAGUUACUAUACAGUGAGGCCAAGACUCCAAUUAAGUGGAUGGCCCUUGAGUGUAUCCACUUUGGGAAAUACACACACCAGAGUGAUGUCUGGAGUUACGGUGUUACGGUGUGGGAGUUGAUGACUUUCGGGGCAGAGCCCUAUGCGGGGCUGAGACUGGCUGAAAUACCAGACCUGCUAGAGAAGGGGGAGCGGCUAGCACAGCCCCAGAUCUGCACCAUUGACGUCUACAUGGUCAUGGUCAAGUGCUGGAUGAUUGAUGAGAAUAUUCGCCCGACCUUUAAAGAACUAGCCAAUGAGUUCACCAGGAUGGCCCGUGACCCACCACGAUAUCUGGUCAUAAAGAGAGAGAGCGGGCCUGGAAUACCUCCUGGGGCAGAGCCCUCUGCUCUGACGAACAAAGAGCUGGAAGAAGUAGAACUGGAGCCUGAACUGGACCUCGACCUAGACCUGGAGGCAGAGGAGGACAGCCUGGCAACCACACUGGGUUCUGCCCUCAGCUUACCAGUGGGAACGCUUCCCCGGCCACGUGGGAGCCAGAGUCUUUUAAGUCCCUCAUCUGGAUACAUGCCCAUGAACCAGAGUAAUCUCGGGGAGGCUUGUCUGGAUACGGCAGUUUUGGGGGGCAGUGAACAGUGCCCCCGUCCCAUCUCUCUGCACCCAAUUCCACGGGGACGUCUGGCAUCAGAGUCCUCAGAGGGCCAUGUGACUGGCUCUGAGGCUGAACUCCAAGAGAAAGUAUCGGUGUGUAGAAGCCGGAGCCGCAGCCGCAGCCCUCGGCCACGUGGAGACAGUGCCUACCAUUCACAGCGACACAGCCUGCUCACCCCCGUCACCCCGCUGUCCCCACCAGGGUUAGAGGAGGAGGAUGUCAAUGGCUAUGUCAUGCCAGACACACACCUCAAAGGUACACCCUCCUCCCGGGAAGGUACCCUUUCUUCAGUAGGACUCAGUUCUGUGCUGGGUACUGAAGAAGACGACGAAGACGAGGAGUAUGAAUACAUGAACCGGAAGAGAAGGAGCAGCCCACCGCGGCCUCCUAGGCCUGGUUCCCUUGAGGAGCUGGGUUAUGAGUACAUGGAUGUGGGCUCAGACCUCAGUGCCUCUCUGGGCAGUACGCAGAGUUGCCCACUCCAUCCUAUGGCCAUCAUGCCCUCUGCUGGCACAACUCCAGAUGAGGACUAUGAGUAUAUGAACCGUAGGCGGGGUGUGGGUGGUGCCGGGGGGGAUUAUGCAGCCAUGGGGGCCUGCCCAGCAGCUGAACAAGGGUAUGAAGAAAUGCGAGCUUUCCAGGGGCCUGGCCAUCAUGCCCCCCACGUUCGCUAUGCCCGCCUCAAAACUCUGCGUAGUUUAGAAGCCACCGACUCUGCCUUCGACAACCCUGAUUACUGGCAUAGCAGACUUUUCCCCAAAGCUGACGCCCAGAGAACUUAACCUCUGCUCCCGAGACUCUCCGGGAGCAUCUGAUGGCAGCUGGUGCCUCUUGAGGGUACCCCUUCCUCGCCCCCUCCUCCCCCAGGUCCCACUCCCAUUUCUCCAGUCCUGGACAAUGCCAUCCAGUCUUUGGAGACUUGUAAACACAUCCUUACACAAUCCUGUGCUGUGUAGUCAGCUGUGCACUUUCUUCUCGUCCCCAGCCCCAGGGAAGAGAAGGUUUUCCUAUUUGUCUACUUUCCCAAGCCCAUUCCUCAGCUUCCUCAGGGAGACUCCCUGGAGAUAUGAAGGAUCACUCUCUAAGCCCCUUUCUCUCAGGCUCUUACUUGUUAGAGUUAGACUUUGCUUUCGUUUCUCAUCAGACUCUCCUAAGGAAGAGGAGAUGAAAUAGAGCUAGGAGAGGAAAGUAAAAUUUUGGCUCAUGAGACUCUUAAUCCUAUGCAAAGGUUGAGAAGCUUAAAGGUAGGAGUAGAUACCAAUAACUAUGAAUUAAACAUUUACUAUGAGCUAGGCAUCGUCCAGCUGAACUCUGCCUGCACUAUCUCAAUUACAAUCUCUACAAUUUUUGUGAAGCAGAGCUGAUCCUAUUUUACCAAUACAGGAGUCCUCUUGAGAGUUCCAAGAUAGCCAAUAGGUCCCUGAGUCUGUGCAUAGUACUGAAUCCUGUAGUUUUUGUUGUUUGUUUGGUUUUGGUUUUGUUUUUUCAAGACAGGGUUUCUCUGUGUUGUCCUGGCUGUCCUGGAACUCACUCUGUAGACCAGGCUGGCCUCGAGUUCAGAGAUCCUCCUGCCUCUGCUUCCUGAGUGCUGGGAUUAAAGGCAUGUGCCACCAUCGCCCAGCCUAAAAUUCUUUUUUAAAAAUAUUUUAGUUGGUGUACAAAACUGAAUGCUAUAGUUUAGUGCCUUUUACAUCUUACCUAAGAACUUUUCAUCAUGGCCAUAAUUCUUUUAGUUUGAAGUGCCACAGCAAAAGUAAUCCUAAUUUGUCUGUUUUUAUAACUUCAUGGAAUUGCUAUUAUAAAUCUUACCAUAUGAUUUUUUCCCUCAUAUGAAGUCAAGAACUUUCACCUUUUCUCAAAUGAAAAACACUUCUCUUUGGCAUGUCUGAACUGCCAGCAUUACUACUCUUGCAUUCUGGGCCAAUCUGUAGGUAAAAUAAGGGUAUUUGAAUACAAGUACUAUGAUAUCACUGUCAGUCAGUCUAAUAACAAGUGGGUUAUUAGGUGACUAAUGGGCUAUUAACUAAUAACUAAGGUUAUUUGGUAUGGAUGCACUAGGCAAAGAGAUGAUUCAUCUACCAAGUGGGAUAGAAAAGGAUGGUUGUAAUGGUGUACAAUUUAAAUUUUAGGGACUAUUUAUUUCAGGAACUUGUCAUGUAACAUUUUCAGAUUGUAGUUGAUCACAGGUUACUAAAACUGUGGACAGAAAAACCUCAGAUAAUGGGGGACUGAGCCUUGAAGAAAUUAAGCAGCAGGUCCAGGGUUCAAAAUCUUUCAAUUCCAGUGCUUGUACUUUUACUAUAAGGUGUCAGGGAGUACCAUGUCAAGCUCUUGUAAGGGGCGCGCGUGUGUGUGUGUGUGUGUGUGUGUGUGUGUGUGUGUGUGUGUGUGUGUGUGUAUGAAACAGGGUCUCACUCUGUAGACUGGCCUGGAAUUACGUAGCCCAGGAUGGCCUUGAACUGCAAUCCUGUCUCAGCCUCCCAAAGGCUGUAAGUGUGAACUACCAGACUCCUUGUUAAUGCACUGAAUGGAGCAAAUGCCAACGGCCACGUUUCCCUCCAGCACCCUGGCUUCUCAUCUCAGGAAGGGGUGGAGACAACACAGAAGGACAAACAACUGGACGUUUUUGUGUAAGCCAUAGCCCACAUAUGUUGUAGGUGAUAUACACUCCUUACAAGCCAAUUCACAAAGGUUCCGAGACUCGUAUUUUAAGAGCUAUUCUGAACCAGUAAUGAGAAACUUCUGGUGGGAUAGAAAGAGGAUCCAUCUUCAGACCUCAGCCUUCCUGGAUGGGAACUGGGGAAAAAUGUCUUCUUGUACCAUUAAAGUUUUUUGUUUUGUUUUUAUACGUGUCUGAAUAAAAAUGCCAAAGUU